Messenger RNA from Nelumbo nucifera (sacred lotus), 1366 nucleotides. The record is from RefSeq and is a predicted model, not a curated record. Lineage: Eukaryota; Viridiplantae; Streptophyta; Magnoliopsida; Proteales; Nelumbonaceae.
CUCUCUCUCCUCGUUCCUAUUCGACCCGUCCAUAUUUCUGAGUUUCGUUCGUUUCAAACUUUCAAGGUUCAACAUCUAUGCUCUCCGGCCAGAGUUUUGAAGCAGACGAUCACUUCGACCGUCUACACGACUCGCUCUUAUGUCUCAUCUUCAACAAAAUCCAAGACGCCAAGACGCUCGGCCGCUGCCUCGCCGUCUGCAAGCGCUUCAGCUCCCUCGUUCGUCAAGUCGACUCGCUUGUCGUUAAGGUCGACUGUGUUGACGAUUCCGUUGAUGCUGAUGAUCGUAAUUCUUCUGAAUCUCAUGGAAGCAGCUUAUCUAUAGGUUUGGCCAAGUUCUUGCUAUACAGAAUCAUCUCGAAGUCUUUUCGGUUCCUGCAGCGGACUCUUCUCUUUAAUCAGAAGAAGAGCAUCUCAGAUGGGUCUCCCUUCCAUUAUUCCCCCGUACAAGUUCUCAAGAGAUUCAACGAGAUUCGGGCCCUCCGGAUACAGCUCCCUGACGACUCGGGCGGCUAUGGUGGUGGCGGUGAUGGGUUGUUGCUGAAGUGGAGGGCUGAGUUCGGCAGCUCGCUACAGAGCUGUGUGUUUCUGGGAGCCACUUCUUUUCAGAAAACGAAGCUUACAUGUAUUGAAAAAGGAGAUAGGAAUGAUUGCUCGAUGUCUUCGGCAUCGGUGGGAGGUGAAGAGACCUCCCAUGGCUCCCAUGGCUCGUUUUGUACGAACGGUAAACUGAAAUUGAGGAUUGUUUGGACGAUUACGUGCUUGAUUGCUGCCUCUGCAAGGCACCACCUGUUGCAACAGAUAAUCGCCGAUCAUCCGACGCUUCGGAGUGUUGUGAUAACAGAUUCUUGUGGUCAAGGGACUCUGUGCAUGGGGGAAGAGCAGAUUGCCGAGUCGAGGCAGUGUCUGGACUCAUCAAGGACGUCGGCGGCCUUGCCAGGCAGAACCCGAGUUCCGGCCGUGAAUGUGAAGCUAUGGUAUGUGCCGAGGCUGGAAUUGCCGGGGUCUGGCUAUGUAAUGGAGGGAGCGACUCUUAUGGCGAUUAGACCGGUUGAUCGGCCGCCGGAGAAGGAGGAGAGUGAGGUUAGUCUAAUGGCUGGCGCUUUUGAGGGGGAGGAACAGGGGAAAACUUUUGGUGAAGCUGUUAGAGCAAUGGCGAAGAGGAAGGCACGCAUUUUGGAGAUGGAUUCCUUUUGACUUUGAGUGGCAAUUCUGUAAAUAUAAGAGUAUCAUAAAUACUCGAAGGAAUAUUUUGUAGUUCAGUAGUUAUUAUUUAUAAAUAGAAAAUUCUGAGUAAAUUUAAAUUGUUUUCUUCUGUUGGGUUCCUGUUUUCUGGAAAUUACGAGUAAAGAAUGAAUUAAAACAGA